Messenger RNA from Effrenium voratum, 2799 nucleotides. The record is from the annotation of a GenBank genome assembly. NCBI's taxonomy places the organism in Eukaryota, Dinophyceae, Suessiales, Symbiodiniaceae.
AUGUUGGAGUUCACGCUGCAGGACCUCACCAGCAGCGCCUGGGCCUUUGCUGCCACCACGAUGGCGACCCCGGCGCUCAGCGCCGCCCUGGCCGAAGGCUCCAGAGCGCGGGUCCACCAAUUCGCGCCCCGAGACGUGGCCAGCACCUUUUGGUGUGCUGCCCGGCUCGGCAGCGAUGACCGGCAGCUGCUGGACCUGAUCGCGCAGCGUGGCCUCGAGACGAUGCAACACUUCAAGGCGCAAGACAGUUCCAACACCCUGUGGGCCAUGGCCCGUUUGGUGUUCCUUCACCCCACCUUCCUCCAGCAGCUGUCAGAGCAGAUCCUUUCCCAGUUGGAAACCUUCGGACCGCAGGACACCUCCAACGGCGCCUGGGCGAGCGCGCGGCUGCUGAUCCGCUCCUCGAAGCUGUGGGCGGCACUCUCGGAGACCGCGCAGCGCACGCUGCCGCGCUUCGGGCCCCAGACGAAGAUCUCGAACACGGCCUGGGCAUUCUCCACCAUGGAAGCCUACGACGGGCCCCUCUUCCAAGCCUUCGCCGCCGCGAGCCUGGCGAAGCUCGCGGAAUUCAGCGCGCAGGACAAAGCGAACACCGUGUGGGCGCUCGGAAAGCAAGAGCUACUGCACCCACCCUUCAUGGAUGCUGUGGCUGCAGAGUCUUUGCGCCGCCUAGAGGAGUACACACAGCAGCACGCCUCCAACAUCGCCUGGUGCUUCGGCAAACUGCUGGUCCACAGCCCUCAGCUGGUCACAGCGCUUGGCCAAAAGAUUCAGGCGCAGAUCGGGGAGGCGCAGGCGCAGACGCUGUCCAGCAUGGCGCGGUGCUUCGCGCGCCUGGCGAUGCGGGAUUGGAACUUUUUGGGGGCCGUCUCACAGGCGGCCCAGGCGAGGAUGGCUCAGUUCGGCCCACAGGAGAUUGCAAACAGCUCCUGGGCGCUUGGCAUGCUGGUCAUGGCGGACAAGAGCCUUUGCGAGGGCCUUGCGGAUGCAGCCCACAAGGCUUUGCCCAGCUUUUUAGUUGUCCAUCUCUCCAACACGCUCUGGGCCUUUGCCGCCCUGUCCCUUCCCCACGCGACGCUCUUCGAGGCCAUGGCUGAGGCGUGUGUGGCCAAGAUCUCGGCCUUCGGGUCCCAGAGCUUGUCGGCGACGGCUUGGUCCUGCGCCAAGCUGGUGCUGCAGAAGCCGCGGCUCAUGGAGGCGAUCUCUGCCCAGUGCGUGGCGAAAGUGGAGUCCUUCGCCCCGCAGAAUUUGGCCAACACCAGCUGGGCCUUCGCGAAGCUCCUGCUGAAGGACGACCACUUGAUGAGUGCCGCAGCCUCUCAGGUGGCCAAGCUUUGGGAGGCCAUCCCCAAGGAGCUCUCCAGCUUCGCCUGGGCCUUCGCCAAAGUGGCGCACGAAAGUGAGGCGGUCUUCAGUACCAUCAGAGACAUCGCCAUGUCCAAGAUCGGACAAUGCGACGCGCAGUCCCUGUCAAACCUGGCGUGGUGUUUCGGCACGCUGCUGAUCCAACCUGGACCUCUGAUAUGUGCCAUUGCGGAAGCCUCCUCCCGGUGUUUGCACACCUUCGAUGCGCAGGAGCUGGCCAACAGCGUUUGGGCCUUUGCUCGGCUGCUCUUCAUCGACAAGACGCUCUGCGAUGCCAUCUCCGCCAUGUGCAUCAGCAAGAUGGGGUCGUUUGCCACCCAGAACUCGACCAACACUGCGUGGGCCUUUGCCGUGUUGGGCCUCCGCAGCAAGCAGCUCAUGGAUGCCAUUUGCGCUGCCGUGCUGCAGAGCACCUCGCAGCUGAUCCCUCAGGAGCUGGCCAAUCUGUCCUGGUCUUGUGCCAAGAUCGGCUUUGUGGAUGAAGAGUUCCUGCGGGCGCUGGGUGGACAGGCGGUGAAGAUCGUGACGGAGUUUGUGACGCAGGACCUGGCCAACAGCGCCUGGGCCUUGGCCACUCUGAUGGAGCGCCGGGUGCUGCUGCUGAAGGCUCUGUCGCAGGAGUCCGCGAGGAAACUCCCCAACUUCCUGAACCAGGAGAUGUCCAACAGUGCUUGGGCCUUCGCCAAGCUAACAGAGAUGAGUACAGACUUGAGGUCCGCUUUGGAGGCGGAGGUGCAGCGGAGGAUGGCCUCCUUGGACGCCCAGGCGCUCGCGAACCUCUCGGACUCCGUGGAGACCUGUGCGCCCCAACUCAUGGCGAGGCUGGAGCCCUUCCUGGAAGACUUUGUGGGAGGGCUGCCUCGCCUCGCGGAGCGAAACAGCGGCUUCUCAGAGGUCCUUCAAAGGGUUGGAGUGGACAACUUCGGCAUCGCCGGCACGCGAGCCUUGCUGGCCAAGAUGGGCAUCCCUGAGCCCGGAAAGGACUUCCUCCAGCGCGCCCUGCGGAGGGUUCAACAGACGCUGGACGAGGGCGACGCGCGGAAGGAUCUCUGGGGCUUGGCUCACAAGCGCGUGCUGUGCUACGGAGAGUGGGAUGUUCAGUUGCCAGAUGGGCAACCUUUGCGCGGCACGCUGCUGCGGGAGAAUGGCAUCCGCAUGGGCCAUGCUUCUCCUCCGGCUUGGCUCCGGGCCUUUCCCACGCCCAUCAACAGUCUCAUUGGCCGUGACCUCUGUGGAGAGUUUCAGCUGACCACUGGCAUCGCCGUCAUCUUGGAUUCGGCACAAGAGGGGCUCACCGGCGAGGUGAGACUCUUCUCCAACAGCACGCCCUGCGUCUCCUGCUUGGCGGUGCUUCGUCAGCUCCGGCUGCGCUUCAAAGGGUUGCGCGUAUACUUUGCCAAUGGCGAGUUCUACCCGGAGUGAUGUGAGAAGCAG